GGAGGGAGGGUAACAUCCGCAUCUCAUGUAGCACAGUAUCGGAUCAACCCGACCUAGAUAUUACAUUUGAAGGGUGUCUUAAGCCCUGAUAUACCCGGCGCAAAGGGAAGAGAUACGCGUUUGCACAAUAGUUCUUUGAGCACCGAGUUUUGGUUGGAGACGUUUUGUUCUAAUAACAGUUUCUGGUGGACUAGCUAGCACUCUCAUCAACACACAGGUUAUGAACUCUCUCGUUUGUUAUGGGGUGUCGUCUGAUUCUGAUAGCGACAGUGAUGUGAGCAAAUGCCGCCAAGAGAGAGAAAGGGAACAUGGGAAGAUCGAAAUGGCCCCAAAGACAACAACAAAGGAACGCAACUUCCUGGUGGAAUCAGGAGGCUCUGCUUCCAGCGAUUCUGAAGACGGCGAAGAGGAGGCGAAGAGUGAUGACGACUCUCUUGCCAAGCCUCUAACGCCCAUCAUGCAGCACAUCACUAAGGUGCCUCCCACUGAUGCAUCCACUGCAAAAGCAAGCAAGCUGCCGCCGCCACCUCUUGGAGGUGGUGGCCUGGUGGGCAGUAGCGUUUUCGCCAACCCAUUCAAGGAACGGGCCGACGAGCGGCUAAACGUACUGCAGAAGCACGUGCCACUGACACUGCAGGCCAGACCUACAGAGAUCGGCGGUAAGAAAAUGUGCAUAGCCUACAGAAAGGACGGCCGCUGCCGAUUUGGCAGCCGCUGUAAGUACGCCCACGACAGUGAUCUCCAAAGCACCGCAGCACUGGCCUGCAUGGGGACGGCGGAGGAGGACGGGACGGAGGCCGGCUCAGACACGACUGGCCUAACGCAGGCGGCACCUCCUCCUCCUCAAACCCCUGACUCUCAGACUACUACUUCAUUCCUCAGACGAGGGCAAGAGGAGGAUGGGACAGAAGAGGAGCGAGCCAGGAAGAAAAGACCCGGGCUCAGUAACACGCUUAUUCCUCCCAAGAAGGCACUGAAGCAGUUUAACAUGCAGAGGCAGAAGGACAGAUACACCCCUUUCUGAUGUGACACUCCAUCCAAUGCUGUAAACAAAAUAAGAGUAUUAGUACAUUGGUUUUAGAUUAGCAUUAUUAUAAAGGAUGUAAUAGUAUAAACAGUUUUGUUAUACCAAGGCAACAAAAUAGACCCAGUCGGCAACUCUGGGCCCGCUCAUGAAAUGGUUUGUUUUCCCCUCCGAAUGCUCCACCCGCUGUAUGGUAUGUAUCAGCUAAUUAAUAUGCCUGAUGACUGGUAUGUAUCAGCUAAUUAAUAUGCCUGAUGACUGGCAGUGAUUGGUACUGCACGACCAUGGGUGGAGCAUUUGAAGGGGAAAACAUGCAGUUUCAAGGGUGUGCCAAAGAUGCUGACUGGAGCUAUGUCUCAAAUCACGCACUUAUGUCAGUGCACUGACAGUCAGUACACAGUGCACUGAGGUCUUUAGUGCAUAGUGGCGUGGAAAAUUUUUGAGCACUAUGCACUGUGAACUCGCUGGAAGUGACGGCUGAGCAUGGCAUUAGCUCGCCAAAAUAUGAGUUGGCUACUGUUUACAUUGCACAGCGUCUGGUGCUUGUAUUUCCAUUUCCUUCACCCCAAAGGACAACAAUCACACAUACAAUACUUUGAUUGGCAUGAAAAGGUUGGUGUCCCAUCAACAUUACUUACAGAAUUAGGAGACUGUUGACCAAACUCUUCUACUGAACUGAAUGCCACAUUUCCUCCGUCAACAUGGCCGCCGUUUAGUGUGUGCAGUGUCCAUCAUUCAAGCACUGCAUUUUUCCGCCAUUGUUAGGGGAUCAUCCUGGCACUUUCAGUGCACUGGCUCAACUGAAAUUUUCAGCGUGAGCGCCCUAGGCACUGAAAAACAGUGCCCAAAGUGCAUAAGUGCGUGAUUUGAGACACAGCCUGGGUCUAUGCUCUGGACCAGUGAUGGCCAUGAAAUUAUGCAUAUUUCAGGAAAAACUGCAGUUUGUCCAUCCAUAUCCACCCCCUCUGUCCAUUCCACAGCCACUGUUACAUCGCUCAGGGCUGUGUGACUGACCAUGUUUUCCCCCCCGUAACUUCCAAUGAGAAUUUGCUACUGUUUGGUUUAUUACCACAUUCACACCUACUUCCAGCCAUUGCACAGGUUCAAGUUUUUUUGUGAUACAAAUAUCUUUUUUUGCUCACGCUGACAGUAAAAUCUGUGAGACACUGUUUUAUUGUUUAAAAUGGCAAUACAUCACUUUUCAGUGUUG
This is a messenger RNA of Engraulis encrasicolus (European anchovy), 2234 nucleotides long. RefSeq lists its product as uncharacterized. The record is from RefSeq and is a predicted model, not a curated record. Gene Ontology annotation, molecular function: metal ion binding. Lineage: Eukaryota; Metazoa; Chordata; Actinopteri; Clupeiformes; Engraulidae. Bases 221 to 1024 code for a protein of 267 amino acids. The transcript has 2 exons.